Molecule: messenger RNA, 357 nt
Organism: Ostreobium quekettii
Lineage: Eukaryota; Viridiplantae; Chlorophyta; Ulvophyceae; Bryopsidales; Ostreobiaceae
Source: the annotation of a GenBank genome assembly
AUGGGCAGGCCCUCCCCAAACGGCCCCAUCAGCCGCAGAGACGACGCAAAACUCAAUCAACACUACAAACAGCAAGGAGCGCCAUAUUGUGGAGCGGUGGGCAGCAACGCCAGAAGCAGCGAGAUCAACAAGGCCAUGCUCUCCCGUGCCGCCAACCCUCAGGAUUACGCCCGCCCAGGAGUCACGCCCGCAGCCGCGCCCCUGCCAGAGCACUAUGCCCCUUUGGUGUGGCCGGUUGCUUGUGGCGUCCUCAGAACUGUGUUUGCCGGGCACUGGGGUCUGCAGGCCAGUCAGCAGCGCAUGCAGCCAUCCAGACCUGAGGCGUGCGCAAACACAGCUGGCCCGUCUGCGCCUUGA